AUGGAUGAGAAAGCAGUGGAGGUAAAAAUGGGAGAGAAGAGCCAGGCACUGGGGCUGUCUUCCUCCCUUCCUCCUCAUCCUCUCUCACUCUAUUCCAGCCGCAGCCUCAGCCCGACAGAUGGAAAAGGGACCCCGGACCCCGGCAGGGGCAUCACCAGGCGCCUCACCUUCCCCCUGCUCUCGGUCACCCUCCUGGUGUCCUUCGGCUCCUCCAUGCUCUACGGCUACAACCUGGCUGUGGUGAACUCGCCGGCAGUGCACAUAAAGGCUUUCUAUAACGCCACCUGGUCCCGGCGGUACGGGCAUGGGCUGGCCCCCAGCCCCCUCACCCUCCUCUACUCGCUGACCGUCUCCACCUUCGCCCUGGGCGGGCUGGGGGGCUCCUUGCUGGUGGGGCUGCUGGUGGCACGCUACGGCAGGAGCGGCACCCUCAGCCGCAGCACUCUGCUCGUCCUCCUGGCCGGCGGCUUCAUGGGCUUCAGCAGGGAGCUGGAGUCCCCCGAGAUGGUCAUCAUCGGCCGCUCCAUCACGGGGAUCCACGCAGGUAUCUGUCUCAGCGUGGUGCCCCUCUACCUGGGAGAAAUCGCCCCCAAGAACCUGCGGGGCUUCCUGGGCCUCAUGCCCAGCAUUUUCAUCUGCCUGGGGGUUUUCUCCGCGCAGGUGCUGGGCCUCCCGGAGCUGCUGGGCAAGGACAGGUACUGGCCCCUGUUCCUGGCAGUGGUGGUGGUCCCUGCCUCCCUCCAGCUCCUGCUGCUGCACUGCUUCCCUGAGAGCCCGCGGUACCUGCUUAUAGAGAGGAAUGACGUCUGCGGGGCCACUGAGGCGCUGCGCCGGUUCCUGGGGACGCCCGAUGUGCAGGACGCGGUGCAGGAGAUGAAGGAGGAGCAGCGGUCGCUCUCCUCUGCGCAGACGGUGUCCGUCUGGCAGCUGCUGCGGGACCGCUCCGUGCGCUGGCAAGCGCUCUCGGUGGCGGUGGUGAACGCCGGCAUGCAGCUCUCGGGGAUCGACGCCAUCUGGUUUUACACCAACACCAUCUUCGAGAACGCGGGGAUCCCCCCGUCCCAGAUCCCCUACACCACCGUGGGCACCGGCGCCGUUGAAGUUGUUGCGGGGCUGAUCGGGUGCUUCACCAUCGAGAAGCUGGGCCGGCGGCCCCUCAUCAUCAGUGGUUUCUGUGCCAUGGGCGUCUGCUUGGUGGGCAUCACCCUCUGCCUGCUGCUGCAGACCGCCCUGCCCUGGAUGCGCUACGUCGCCGUCGCCUGCGUGGUCGGCAUCAUCGCCGGCUUCUGCAUGGGACCAGCCGGCGUCCCCUUCCUGAUGACGGCCGAGCUCUUCACGCAGUCCCACCGCCCGGCCGCCUACGUCUUGGGGGGAUCCCUCAACUGGCUCUGCAACUUCACCGUCGGCUUCAUCUUCCCCUUCUUGCAGAUGUCAGCCGGAGCCUUUUGCUACCUGGUUUUCUGCGGCGUCUGCCUGCUGGUGGCCCUCUACGUCUACCUCGUCGUCCCCGAGACCAAGAACAAAACCUUCGUGGAGAUCAGCCGCACCUUCGCCACCCGCCGUGCCGUCCUCCCUGCGUGCCGCGGGGGGGAUGCUGAGGCUCCGUGGCUAUGGGGCCUUGGAGGGCAGCCUGGAGGGAUCGGGAUCGGGGUCAGGAUCGGGAUCGGGAUCAGGAUCAGAACUGGGAUCAGGAUCGGGAUCAGGAUCAGAAUUGGGAUCAGGAUUGGGACCAGGAUCCGGCCUUGCCUGACCUCCCCACACUUUGGGGUGCAGCAAAGCCCCGGGGUGCGUUCCAAAACGGGGGGCACUGGGCACAUGGGGGCAGGGACUGGUCCAGAGAGGUGCCCAGUGCCUGGUCCCAGCACCUCCAUCCUCCAGCUGCCAAAGGGACACUGGUGA
Messenger RNA from Cygnus atratus (black swan), 1899 nucleotides. Its product is annotated as solute carrier family 2, facilitated glucose transporter member 9-like. The coding region runs from base 1 to 1899 and encodes 632 amino acids. Gene Ontology annotation, molecular function: hexose transmembrane transporter activity. The record is from RefSeq and is a predicted model, not a curated record. Gene Ontology annotation, cellular component: membrane. Gene Ontology annotation, biological process: monosaccharide transmembrane transport. Lineage: Eukaryota; Metazoa; Chordata; Aves; Anseriformes; Anatidae. The transcript is spliced from 13 exons.